Molecule: messenger RNA, 3052 nt
Organism: Sinocyclocheilus grahami
Lineage: Eukaryota; Metazoa; Chordata; Actinopteri; Cypriniformes; Cyprinidae
Product: nodal modulator 1-like
Exons: 21
Cellular component (GO): endoplasmic reticulum membrane
Molecular function (GO): carbohydrate binding
Source: RefSeq, a predicted model, not a curated record
ACGCCUCACCAGCGCUGCACGAUGGGUGGAAUUAAGCAGCUAACGAGUCUUAUUCUAUCUUUCUUGUGUGUGACAUUUGUGAAUGGUACUGAUGACAUUUUGGUAGGCUGCGGGGGCUUUGUGAAGUCAGAUGUGGAAAUUAAUUACUCUGUCAUUGAGAUCAAGCUGUACACUAAGCAGGGCUCUCUGAAAUAUCAGACUGACUGUGCACCAAUCAAUGGUUACUUCAUGAUCCCUCUCUAUGACAAGGGUGAUUUUGUUAUAAAGAUAGAACCACCAUCAGGAUGGAGCUUUGAGCCAACAACUGUGGACCUACAUGUGGAUGGAAUUACAGACAUCUGCACUAAAGAACAAGACAUCAACUUCAUUUUUACCGGGUUUUCAGUCUUGGGAACUGUCUUGAGUAAAGGGCAUUUGUUGGGGCCUGCAGGGGUUGAAGUAAGUUUGAGAAAAGUAGGAGAAGAUGAUGUCCUUCAAAGCGUCCUCACCCAAGCUGGAGGCCAGUAUACUUUCCUCAAGGUGCUUCCAGGAAGUUAAGACAUCACCGCCACUCAUGCCUCAUGGACCCUUGAACAUAGCUCAACCACUGUGGUUGUGUCAAAUGAAAAUGCCCCCGCCGCAGCUCCUCUUGUGGUAAAGGGCUAUGAUGUCUCUGGAGAGGUGCAGAGUGAUAGUGAACCCAUGAAAGGAGUCAGCUUCCUCCUUUACUCUGCCAGUGUAACACAGGAGUCUGUCUUAUCUUCCAUUGAGAGUGAGCCUGCUUUGGUUCUGGGGCCCCUGCGCUCAAACGAGGAGCAGCGAUGGGAGCUGCAGCUUCUGGAAAUAGCUGCCCAUAAGAAGGAGAGGGAAGAAAGAGGCGACGAGAACAGCCCCCCUGUGGAAGAGAAACCAGAUGAACUCCAUGAGCCUUUUCGCUAUGAAUUCUCCUACUGGGCACGGGCUGGGGAGAAGAUCACAGUCACACCUUCAUCCAAAGAAUUUCUGUUUUACCCUCCUGAAGUAGAUGCUACAAUCACUGGAGAGAACUGCCCAGGUCAAAUGGUUGAGAUUGCGGGCCGGGCAGGACUGUUCCUCACGGGGCAGGUGUCACCUACACUGGAGGAUGUGGAAAUCUCCAUUAAGAAGAGAGGAGCUACAACCCCUCUCAUUACAGUUCUCACGGAUGAAACCGGAACCUACAGUGUUGGACCCCUACAUAGUGACUCUCUGUAUGACAUCAGUGCCAGUAAAGAGGGCUUUGUCCUGACUGCAGUGGAGGGAAACACAGGAGCCUUCAAGGCGUUUGCCCUGGCAGGCAUCAGUUUUGAGAUAAAGGCAGAGGACGGUGUUCCUCUCUCUGGGGUUCUGCUGUCUCUCAGUGGGGCCAACUUCCGCUCAAACAUGCUCACUCAGGACACUGGUCUCCUCACUUUCAACAACCUGAGUCCUGGCCAGUACUAUUUCAAGCCCAUGAUGAAGGAGUUCCGCUUUGAGCCCUCAGCACAAAUGAUCACAUUAGAAGAAGGACAGGUCCUCCAUAUUCCCAUCACUGGCUUCAAAACAGCUUACAGCUGCUAUGGAACAGUGCAGUCAAUAGGAGGCGAUGCGGAGCAGGGUGUCGCUGUGGAGGCAGUGGGGCAGGGAGAGUGUGGCGUGUACAGUGAGGACACGGUUACUGACGAAGAGGGCCGCUUUAGACUCAGAGGCUUGCGGCCUGGGUGUAACUACAACAUUCAGCUGAGAGGAGAAGGAACUGAUCACAUUGAGAGAGCAUUACCGCCACACAAAACCAUUGAGGUGGGCAGCACUGAUAUUGAAGGAAUAAACAUAAUCGCCUUCAGACAGAUCAAUCAGUUUGAUCUGAGUGGCAAUGUCAUCACUUCCCCUGAGCAUCUUCCCACUCUCUGGGUGAAGCUGUAUAAGAGGGACAACCCUGACAAUCCCUUUCAGAGUGUGUCUCUUGGCCAGUCCCUGUUCUUCCACUUUGCCCCCCUGCCACGUGAAGGAGAGAGCUAUGUGCUGAUGCUAGACACAUCACUCUCUCACUCCCAGUAUGACUACAAACUCCCACAAGUCUCGUUCACGUCUUCUGGUUACCACAAACAUGUAACACUAACCUUUAACCCUAAGAGGAGAAUACCAGAUCAAGAUGUUGCCCAGGGAUCUUUCAUCGCCCUUCCUCUCACAUUACUGCUGUUGCUUGCUGUCUAUAAUCAUGAGCGGGUGAUCCCACUUCUUCUGCAGCUGGUCAGCCAGAUCCAGGGAGUUCGAGGACUCGCUCAGGCAAGUGGGGAUGGACUCCCGGUGGAUGAAGCCAAACGCCAAUCAAAAAGGCCAAAGACAAGACGUACAUGAUACCUAAGUAUGUCCUAAUAUGAAGGCCAAGCCAGUCACUGCGUCCAGUGUCAGACAGCACAUAAGACCAUGUUGGUCUGAUCAUAAAAUCCUAUCAUAAAAAACAACCUCACAUGGGGUCGGCAAAGAUUUUUGGACAUAUUUAUUCUUGCUGAAUCUCAGAUGACCUAAGGUUCUUUUACUGUGGUGUCCUGGUCACACAGAUCCCUAUAUUUUACAGUCCUUAGCAUGUGAAUGUGGCUCGGAGAUUGUGUAUUUAUGUAUGUGAGAGACUGCUCAGGGAGGAUGACUGAUUUAAGAAACUUCAAAUGUGUGUGCGUUUUUUUUUUUUUUUUUUUUGGUUUGUUUAUUUCUGUUUAACCUGUAAGGAGUAAUAACCCAAGUCAUUUUUCAUGAUUCCAGUAGUAGCCUGAAUGACUAGAUUUUAUUGAACCACUCCAUUUAAAAAAAGUUAUUAUCCAUUCAGUUUUAUAUCUUUACUAGAAUUUGUAGAAUUAAGUUGUAAUUUGCCAACUUAAACACCCUUACAUUUGAAAAUAUAGAGAUUAAUAAACAUUUGACCCACUAAAUUAAUUUUAUAUGAUUUUUGUUUCCCUUAUUUGUUUAAAUGCCACAAAACAACUAAGCUUACAAAAAUAUUUUGUUUCAGUUCCUUAAAGGUAAAUGACUUGCUGCUACCAUUUGAUGGGUUCGGUACAUAUUCAUUCCACUGCAUUCA